CCCCACGGCACCCCGUCCCGUCGCGUCGCGUCUCCCCCGAGUCCACCCCGUUCCAGCCGCGCACCAACUCCUCUCCCCUCCCCCUCCCUCCGCGCUGCCAGCCAGCCAGCCAGCCCGGCACCAUCAGUGGGUGGGUGGGUGGGUGGUUGCCUGCCUCCGCCUCCGCUCCACUCCACCGCGCCCGCGGCGAUGGCGCCCGCGCUCCCGCGCUGCUGACCCCCGUAGCCGCCCGCACCGCGGUUGGUUGGCAGGUAGGUUGGUGGGUGGGCGGCUGCGGCGCGCGAGCGGGCGAUCCGGAGCAGGAUCUCGGCGGCGCGGAUCUCGGCGCGCGCGGGGCGAUGGAGGAGGACGGCGCUGCUGCGGCCGCUGCCGCAGCGGUGGAGAAUGGCGCGGUGGUGGAGGCGGAGGGCUACGUCGUCGUGAAGCCGGACUCGGAGGGGCAGCCCGCCGGCGAUCGGGGGGAUCUCGCGGCCGAGCAGGAGGCGGCGCCGGCGGCGGAGGGCGGAUCUGAGGCCGCCAGCCCGUCGGUAGCGCCGGCCGAGGAGGCGGCGCCGGCACCGGCAAAGGCGCCGGCCAAGAAGGCUGGAUCCGGGGACGCAGCCGGGGCGCGGAAGGGGAAGCUGCCGAACGGCAGGGUGCCCGCCGCACCCGCCGCCGCGGCCAAGGGGAAGCGUCCCGGCGUCCUGUCGCAGAGCGCCUCGUUCCCGGCGCGGGGCCCGGCCGGCGGCGCCAAGAAGGCCGCAGCCGUGGUGGGCGCCGCGGCAGCAGCGGCUGCCGCGCCCAAGCAAGCCAAGGCGGUUGUGGCCAACGGAUCAGGAUCAGCGGCGGCGCCAGGACGGGCAGUGGCGGACAAGAAGCCAAAGGCGAAUCCGGCGCGGACGCCUGUUGCUCGCCGGACGAUGCCUGCCAAGUCUGGAUCAGUGGAUGCGGCCGCGCCAAAUGAUGCAACUCCCACAGUCCAAGAGUCACAUGAGAACGCCGCCAAACCAUUGAAACAAGCGCAGCCAGGGAAAACAGAUGAUGAUGUGCGCUCCACCACAUCAAGUACAAAUACUCCUCGUGCAGCAGCUCGCAAGAGUGCUGCUGCUGGCUUUAGUUUCAGAUUGGAGCAGCGUGCUGAGAAGCGAAAGGAGUUCUUCCAAAAGCUUGAAGAGAAAAUCCAUGCAAAGGAGAUUGAACAAACAAAUUUGCAGGAAAAAUCCAAGGAGAGCCAAGAGGCUGAGAUCAAACUUCUGAGGAAGAGCCUGACAUUUAAAGCGACACCUAUGCCAAGCUUUUACAAGGAGCAGCCACCUAAAGUCGAGUUGAAAAAGAUUCCCCCAACACGUGCUAGAUCACCAAAGCUUGGGCGGCACAAGCCAAUUACUUCUGCUACUGCUGCUUCUGCAGAUGGUUCUGUAUGUGACAGCCCACGGAGCACAGCGAAUUCUGGCAAGGUAAAUGAAGUUGCGGAAAAUAACAAAGCUCGGGCUCCUGCAAGGAAACCUGUCCAGAGAUCAGUCACAAAAACUGCAUCCCAAGUGUCUGGGACUGCUAAGGCUGACCCAAGGCCUGUCGUUACAAAGCCCAAAACCUCAAACUCGAAACCUAAGGUUUCAAGGGCAAAAGCUGCGCAAGUACAUGACAACCCUGUUGAAGUUCCCCCUUCAGAACCUUCUGCUCCAGAAGAGCCCACCAUCGAACAUGGUGUUGGAGAAGCAACAGGACUUGAUCUGGCUGCCCCAUUUGUCACUUCGAAUGAAGUCCCAGUCCAUGGUUGAUAUGCACCAUUUUGCCUAUUCAUUUCCUUCUUGCAGUUCUGUGAAUAGUGAGGGUAUGUGCUUCAUUGAAAGUUGAAUCUCUCAAAAUUGUUGGGUCAUGGGGUUAUCGUUUCCUGAGUAGACAUCCAUUUUUUUUCAGCUUGUCAUUGAGCAUGCCAUGUAUAUUGCUUUGAUAUUUUGUCCAUGUUUACAUUUCCCAAUCAUGUGUAUAUUGGAUUUGUAUGUCGUUGGACACCCUAGGAUUAUUGCAAUACAUUAAGGCAACUUUGUGGAUUAUUUUGUGAUUAAGGUCCUGUUACUUGGAAA
This is a messenger RNA of Panicum hallii, 2066 nucleotides long. Its product is annotated as protein WVD2-like 4. Lineage: Eukaryota; Viridiplantae; Streptophyta; Magnoliopsida; Poales; Poaceae. The transcript has 9 exons. The record is from RefSeq and is a predicted model, not a curated record. Gene Ontology annotation, molecular function: microtubule binding. Bases 339 to 1760 code for a protein of 473 amino acids.